This is a messenger RNA of Darwinula stevensoni, 558 nucleotides long. Lineage: Eukaryota; Metazoa; Arthropoda; Ostracoda; Podocopida; Darwinulidae. The record is from the annotation of a GenBank genome assembly.
UAGCUGUAUAGGCGUGGUGCGAGAGCAGAGAUGGAGUUCCAUGGCGUGGAAAUUCCCACGUCUGGCCUCAUUUUCCUGGCCUUCCUCUUCCUCUUGUACAAAUAUUUCACUAGGACGUGGGGCACGUGGUCGAGCCAGGGGAUCCCCGAAGUGAAGCCCUGGCUUGUUGUCGGCAGCCGACCCACCAUUUACAAAGACCAUCUGCACUUGGUGGACUUGGAGCACCGCCGUCGCUAUGGGAGAACUUGGGGAGAAUACGAGGGCCGACGCCCUGUGCUAUUCACCACCGACGCCGAAUUGGUGAAACUGGUCACCGUCAAGGAGUUCUCCUUCUUCAGCGACCGACGGGAUCUCGAUCUCAAACAGGAGAUCUUCCAAGAUUCCCUCGACCAGCUGCAGGGCGAAAAAUGGAAGGCAGUGCGAUCCCUAUUAGGCCCGGGAUUCACGGGAGGUCGAAUGAAGACCACCGCCCCAAUGUUCCUGGAAUGCGCCAAGACACUCACCGAGAUUCUCAAACGGGAUGGGGCUGACGGCAAGAAAGGACUUAAGCUUUCCAGG